ACGGAAAUUACCGAUUGGCUCCAAAGAGUUUGCGAGUCCAAACGAAAUUUUUCAGAUUUUUAAUUAGUGAUUUGGAAUCAUCAUAUCUGUGGGAUACAAAGUAUACUCUUGUGAGCUGCUCAGCAUGUAAUCUCAUUAAAACAGCAGCCCUUUUUCAUUCAAAAAAUAUAUCCAGGAAUCAUACAGAAUCUUUUGAAUUAGCUGAAUGUUGAAACUACGUAUUUUGUCCUGUCGUUCACUCAAACAGCCAUAGGAAAUCAACGCUCGCUGGACACUGCAGCAAGGAUGCAGUACCAGUAGAGACUGAGGGGGGACGAAAUGAGAGUUAAUGUCAAGGAAGGAUCCAGAGACCUGUAUUCCACACAAGGCAUUCAUACAGCAUCAAAAACUGGAAAUUCAACCAUGUCAUCAGUGGACAAGAUGAAAAAAUUAUUAAGUCCUGGCACGAGGAAAAAAGGACUGGGGAAUAUGAACAAGACAUUUGGUGUGCCUCUGGAGGAACUGAUGACUAGGUCCCCUUCAGGAGGGACAGUGCCGUACAUAGUCAGCAAAAUCUGCGAACACAUUCGAGAUAAAGGAUUUGAAGCAGAGGGAAUUUUCCGCAUUAAUGGCAGCACAAGAAUUGUGGAGAAGUACCGUACCAGUUUUGACAUGCGAGGGGAUGCAGACUUUUAUGAAGAGGAAGAUUUGAUGGCAGUGGCAAGUCUACUCAAGUUAUUUCUACGAGAAAUUCCAGGCUCUUUGAUUCCAGAGAAUAAGACUCAGAGAUUCAUAGCCAUUCAAGAAGAGCAUCAAAAUGACCCAGCUGGUUUUAUAUCUGCCCUGAAGGCAGAACUCUCGGAGCUGGACGAGGUACGAUAUAAUCUGCUGAGGUACCUGAUCCGUUUCCUAGUGGUUGUGUCACAGUUUGAACGAACCAAUAAAAUGAGUCCCAUGUCUUUAGCCAUUGUCUUUGGACCAAACCUCUUCAGAUGUGGUCAGGGAAUCGUGGGAUUGAAAGAUCAAGGGAAGAUAAAUCAGAUUGUCUACAAAUUCAUCACACUGUACGAUUCCCUGUUCAGAGAGGAGAAUGAAAUCUCUCCUUACAAUGAGUGGAUUAAACAGAAACAGAAAGGCCCACCCAGACCUCCCCCUCCCAAACUUCAAGUAGAGGAGUACAAACCAGUCCCAAAGCCAAGGAACACUGGAAGACUGGACGCCUAUGACAGUGCCCACUACCAAGAGAUGGAUGACUUUGACCACAGUGAGGAAUCGUCCAGUAACACCCAGGGGCGGAGUCACAGUCCACGCUGUAGUGAUGAUGAAAUCCCAGGCAGAGCCUCACCAUUUAUGCUUGACAGUGACGGAGGCUACAGCAUCAUAGAAUCUCCAUUACCAUCAGCAAGAACGUCAGAAGUUGUAGAGAACAUUAUAGCCAAGUCUAUAAAAGAGCACCUGUUUGGAGAUGACAUCAGUAUGUGUGAGACCUUCGUUGAGGAGGAGGAGAGUAAAGAAAAUUUGGAGAACACAAUACCAGUGAAGGACCGUAUUAAGCAGUUUGAGUGUGGGACAGAUACCUCUGAAGCACAGAAAUUCUCCAAGUCUGCGAGACAGUCUCCUCCAGGGCCAGAAUCCAUGGACAACUCCCUGUCAAAGGAACAACAGAAUAUGAAGAUGAAUGGAUACAAACAUGAAGCAGAUAUAACCAGUACAAAAGAAAAUGACUUCAGUGGUGUACACAGAGAGGAUGACUUUGAAAGUGUGAAGAGAAAUUCUGGAACCUUAUCAUCAUUCAAGAAGCCUGCUGGUCCUAGAAAUCGCCGUUCUCCGAGUAGACUGUCUCGUGGUAAUUCUUUAGAAGAGAAAGAUGGCAUCCCAGAUGGUAACCACCAGUCUAGGAAUGAUAACGCCUCCAUAGAACUGGAGACCUCUUCCCUUCCCGAGAGCAGACCCAGUCAGAAGGAGCCUGUACCCAAACCCCGCGUGGCCUUCCUAGAACUUACCAACCACACAGAGAACAAAAGUUCUCCUGAUGCCUCACCCAACAAUGCCAGGAAGCCGUUUAUUCCUCCACUAGAUCUGUCUACACUUCACGAACAUGUCGAAAGCUCGGAUCCAAUCCCAGCAGACAAAGGACAGUCUGUCUCUUACCAGUUAGCCAAGUCCCACAUUAACGGGGGAGGUACUUCUGAUGUCGUCAUCUCUCCUCGCAGUAACAAACUCAUCAAAAGGAAAUCCAAUGGGGAUGAUCUAGAAGCUCCCCCCUCUCCCAGUGCCUAUCAGAGCAGUCCCCCGGCCAGUGUGCCAAUGAAUACUGAUGUAGCACCAUCUCCACCCAUCAAUCAAGAUCAUUAUAAACACAGCUCAGCAAAUAUGGAAACAGACGUAACAAGCAGAAUAAAGCAGCAAAGCAAGAAACUACAUGCUUUGAAGAAAAAACUGAAGCAUUUUGAGGACAACUUUGAAAAGGAAAAUGGAUACAAGCCCUCACUAGCAGACAAAGCUAGCAAGCCCACUAUCAAGAAGUGGAUGAAUGACAUCUCAAAAGCAAAGAGAGAGAUAAAGAGAUUAAAGGAGGAAGCUGAGAUAGGAAACCGCAGUCGCCAUGGGAGUGGGGCAUCCUCCAGCGGAGAGCGACUAGAGCCACCAGAACUGCCGCCUACAAUGGAACAAACACUGAACGUCAUCCUGCUGAAACUGGGCGAUAAACGACGCGACGCCAGACGCCCGGAGGAUGUCGAUAUGAUGACCACAGAUCAGGUUUUAGAUGAAAAGUUGGCAGUUCAGAAAUCCCUGCUUCAUUUUGAAAAUCUUCAUGGAAGACCAAAAACAAGGGAGGAGAAGGAUUUGAUGAGACCUUUGUAUGACCGAUACAGGAAAAUUAAGAGACUCCUGUCAAAGCCUAAUUCUCCACGAGAGAAGAAUGAGCUACAAACAGUGCCAGAGGAUAGACCAAUAGAAUUUGAGGGAGACUUCCAAAACCCAUAUCGCCCCUCGGUGCGGAUCCCCACAGCCCAUUAUGACGACCUUGAGGAUGGCCUUGGGUCUGGUAUGGGGACAAUGACGAUGGACUUUGCUGUCACUAGAGACUUUUCUGUCCUCCCUGAUUCCAUGCGACCAGUGUCUAAGGAAGUGACAAGGAAGGAACAUUCUCCUAAAGUGAAGAGGAAACUGAGUCUGCCAGAGGAAGAGGAGGAGGAGGGCAACCAGAACCAGGAGCCAAAUCUCCACGAAAUGUCAAUACCAGAGCUUCAGGAUGAGUUGAUGAGGUCUAAGGGAGAGAAGAAAAGAAUACGCAGGACUUUAAGAAACUUUGAAGAAGAUUUCUUUCAAAAAAAUGGAAGGAAGGUACAGCGAGAUGAUAGAGAACCAUUGCAGACAGAGUACACAAGUUACAAGCAAGUAAAAGCCAAAUUAAAACUGCUGGAGGCAUUGUUAUCAAAGCUACAGAACACAGAUGAAGUCUGACUGCUCUGUCAAUGAGUGGCUCAUGUAUGAUGAGUCGAUGGAUGAUCCCAGUGUUCAUAGAAACCUUGUCAGGGAAAGAAAUCGAGUUUCAUCUCAGAAAACUGUAUCUAGUCAAACACUGCAAUGACCAAGAGUGAGUCCAUGGAGAGGACGAUUUGACAGAAAUAGUGCUGUAACUUUGAAUACAGAGGUUGCUGUAUUGUUGCUUUGGUUAUAUUAUCUUGUAUGCUCAGUUUUUAAUGUUCAGUCUUUUCUUAAACUGUGUAUACAAAUGGGUAUAUUGGUAAUUAGAUUAUGUUGUUUAUUAUUGCUACAAGCUUUAUAUGCAGUACCGUCCAAAGUAAUAUUCACAAUUUUAAUAACUUUUUUUAAAAACUUGAUAAUGUCUUCAUAAACCUAGAAUCAUCCAGUAACAAAUCUUUAAUUUAUUUUCAUGUAUAUAAUCUUCUAGUCUCUGUAUUUUUCUAUAAUCUUGUCAUAUUAAUAUAAGAAUAGUACAUGUAACAUGAAUGCUAGGCUUCAGGUCAAAUGAGAAAAACAGAAAAAAAUGCAUUGAAACAUUGAGAAUGUACAUGUACUCUUUAUUUCUAUUUUAUCUUUAUAGUCAUUCAUGGUGAUGUCACUGGUGUUGAGUUAUUAGAUCUGGCUUUGCAGAAUAUUUUAAAUAUAUACAAGCAUAGUUGAAUAUUUUCUGCCACUUUUACCCAUCAUUUCAAGAAAAUUUAAUACUUCAAGAAAAUGACCUAUAAUAAUAUAUGUACAUACUACCUACAAGAAUAUUAUCUAAUGCAUAAACACUCACGAAAAUUAUCCUAUACUCCAAGAAUCUUGUUAAGUCAGAUUUUGCUCACCUGACAUUCCACCAAACGUCUCCAUUUUAUACAGUGUGGAUGUCCUCUAUGUUUUGUAAAAUGUUGAGUGACCCCUCAAGGUCACUUCUGAAGUGAUAAUACAAAUGGCAUUGUGAAUAUGUAUGAUAAUUAUGUACGUGAUGCUGUAGUACGAUUUAAAGGUAGGACCAGAAUGAGAGACGUUACUAAACUUACCUGUAUAAAUGACACAGAAUGGUUUCCCGUGAUAGAUGUUGCCAAACCACUUCAGUUGUUAGAUUGAAUGUUUCUACACCAUAAAGAUGGCAGUGGUUUUAUUAUUAUUUUAUUUUUUUAAGAUGGGGAGCAUUUGAGGUUAGUUUUGUAAUUUGAAGUUAGUUUUACAAGUUUACAGUGCUAAGAAAGUGCUAUGUAUACUAUGUGAUUUUCAGAAGUUGCAACAUUGUUUAUGAAAGAAAAAGUAAAUGAGGGAUAUACAGUGUAGUAGUGUUUGGUUUUGUGGGGGUGGGGAUUUAGUCAUAAGUUUAAUUCUCAAUUUAGAAUGCUUGUUAGAGUAAGUGUCAAAAGUAUCUUAGCAAGAUUCUAUAAAUCACAUAUAUUUUGUUAGACUGAUUUUGUGAUACAAUUGUAAUGCCCUUGAACAAAAAUUACUUGAAGUUAGAACUAUUUCCCUGUCUGAUUAUGACUAAUAAUGAGGGACAGUUGUACUUAGCUAUCUCAAACUCGGAUGUCUCAAAUACCAUGGAUUUGUCAAAAGUAACCAAUAAGUCCCAAUAACUUUUUCUUUAUUUUUUUUAUGCUCAAUAUGUUGAAUACACAUGUAUUUCUAGUUUUCCUUGGUCCCAUCAAGAUAUUACAUGGUUUGACUCUAAUGUUUUUAUUUUUUUGCUAAACCUUUACAAAAUUUACUGAGGAUUAGAAUUUGGUCUCUUUUCCAUUGAUAUGACAGCAAAGCUAUAUAAUGUAAAUAAUUUACAAUUGAAAUAAGAGAAAUUGUGUGAAUUUAUUGAGAGGGAACAAAACUCUGUGUGUCUGUCAAACAUCUUGACCAGGAUUUUCUCUGUGAGGUAUAACACACUGUUCACAUUCCAUUUUUGUAUGGCAUUGCGAGGUAUUUGUAUGGUAGAUACUUUUGAUAGACAUUUACCAAGGUUUGAUGACAAUGUUACAACUCGGAGUUGGUUGUUGUGAAUAUUGUACAGAUUAACAUGUUCUUUUGUUAAAGUUGUUACAUAUAUAUUAUGACAAAAUUAAACUGUUUUAAAGUC
This is a messenger RNA of Saccostrea cuccullata (small rock oyster), 5545 nucleotides long. Its product is annotated as protein FAM13B-like. NCBI's taxonomy places the organism in Eukaryota, Metazoa, Mollusca, Bivalvia, Ostreida, Ostreidae. Gene Ontology annotation, biological process: signal transduction. The record is from RefSeq and is a predicted model, not a curated record.